GUCGUUGUCGUGUCGCUCUUUUCUUUGAAACUUUGAAAUUGAUUGUGUCUGAUUUUAUGCAGCAUGGUUCAUGGUUAUAAAGUGUAAAUGACGUGUUUUUCUUGCGGAUAUUGUAGAAUACGUGAUUUCCAAUAAACAUGACAGACAGCGAACCCCAAAUUGGUCCAACAGAAGACCAGCCGCAGGAAAAGACCGCAAAGCAACUGGAGAAAGAGGCAAAAAAGGCUGCCAAGUUGGAGAAAUUAAAGGCAAAGUUGGAUAAAAAGAGCACCGCACCAGCUGUUCAAAAAGAUAAGCCUGAGAAAAAAGUAAAAGAGACCAAGGAAUGUGCUGUGUACACAGCUAACACUGCAGUGGGGGAUAAGAAGGAUAUAUCUGAUUCUAUGCCCGAUGCAUACAGCCCACUGUAUGUAGAGGCUGCGUGGUACUCUUGGUGGGAGAAACAGGGUUUCUUCAAACCUGAGUAUGGAAGAAAGUCUGUAUUGGAACCUAAUCCAAAGGGAAGUUUUGUGAUGGUGAUCCCUCCCCCCAAUGUAACUGGGUCUUUACAUCUCGGACAUGCACUUACGAAUGCUGUAGAAGAUGCUAUCACCAGGUGGCAUAGGAUGAAUGGUCGCACCACACUGUGGAACCCGGGCUGUGACCACGCUGGCAUUGCCACUCAGGUGGUGGUGGAGAAGAAGCUGUGGAGGGAGGAGCAGAAGACGCGCCACCAACUGGGGAGAGAGGAGUUCAUCAAACGUGUGUGGGAUUGGAAAAAUGAAAAAGGUGACAGGAUUUAUGAACAACUACGCUCACUUGGCUCGUCAUUCGACUGGUCUCGCGUCCGCUUCACGAUGGAUCCGUCCAUGUGUCGAGCGGUCAACGAGGCGUUUAUACGGCUGCACGACGCGGGCGACAUCUACCGCGCCAACCGACUCGUCAACUGGUCAUGUACUCUCAAGAGUGCCAUAUCCGACAUUGAGGUGGACAAGGUGGAUCUGCCCGGGCGGACCAUGCUGUCUAUACCGGGAUAUGACAGCAAAGUAGAGUUCGGUGUGCUGGUGCAUUUUGCGUACAGAGCGGAGGACUCGGACGAGGAAAUAGUGGUGGCCACCACUAGAGUGGAGACCAUGCUAGGAGACGUGGCAGUCGCCGUGCAUCCCAACGACACCAGAUAUAAGCAUCUCAUUGGGAAGAAUCUUGUACAUCCAAUAUUAAAGAGAAAGCUGCCCAUAAUAGCUGAUGAUUAUGUUGACAUGAAUUUUGGAACAGGUGUGGUGAAGAUAACCCCGGCCCACGACCCCAACGACUACGAGAUAGGCAAGCGCCACAACUUGCCGUUCAUCACCAUUUUCGACGACGAAGGCAGAAUGUUGGACAACUGUGGCCCAUUUGCUGGCAAGAAACGCUUCGACGUGCGACGCGAGAUCAUCAAGACACUGGAGCUCGCUAAGUUGUACAAAGAGACCAAAGACCACGCGAUGGUCGUGCCGCUCUGCAGCCGCUCCAAGGACGUCGUGGAACCGAUGCUUAAGCCGCAGUGGUACAUCCGCUGCGACACGAUGGCUGCUGAGGCGAUCAAAGCGGUCAAGAGCGGCGAGCUGAAGAUCAUCCCAGACAUGCAUGAGAAGAUCUGGUACCACUGGAUGGAGGGCAUCCGGGACUGGUGCAUCUCGCGCCAGCUCUGGUGGGGCCACCGCAUACCCGCCUACCGCGUCACGCUGCCCGCUGCCGAGGAGCCCCGCCAGGUGAUCAAGCCGCGCCGGCGCCGCACGCGCUCCGGCCGCAAGAAGGACGUGCGGCGCAUGCGCGCGCCCCCACCCGCACAGAAAGAAGAACAAUGGGUAUCCGCUCACAGCGAAGAGGAGGCGCUAUCGAAAGCCGCCGCCAAGUUCGGAGUACCUGCGGGAGACAUCAAACUGGCGAGAGAUGAAGACGUGCUGGACACGUGGUUCUCCUCUGGACUGUUUCCCUUCUCUAUCUUCGGAUGGCCGGACAACACCGAGGACUUGCAGGCGUUUUAUCCCGGAACUCUGCUCGAGACCGGCCACGACAUCCUCUUCUUCUGGGUGGCCAGAAUGGUGUUCUUUGGACAACGGCUGCUCGGCAAGUUGCCUUUCAAAGAAGUGUACCUCCACCCCAUGGUCCGAGACGCUCACGGGCGGAAAAUGUCCAAGUCCCUGGGCAACGUCAUAGACCCCGUCGACGUGGUGCGAGGGGUCAGCUUGGAGCAGCUGCACGCGCAGCUGGCGGACUCGAACCUGGACCCGCGCGAGAUCGAGAAGGCCAAACAGGGUCAGAAGCAGGACUACCCUAAUGGCAUACCUGAAUGUGGUACUGAUGCUUUGAGAUUUGCCCUGUGCGCGAUGACGCAGGGCCGCGACCUGAACCUCGACAUCCAGCGCGUGCAGGGCUACCGCUUCUUCUGCAACAAGCUGUGGAACGCCGCCAAGUUCGCGCUCAUGUACUUCCCGCCCGACACCAGCUACGAGGUCCACGAGCCUGCGCUGCCUCAGGGCUUGUCCUCGAUGGACCGCUGGAUGCUGUCGCGGCUGGCGCUGGCGGUGCAGCGAGUCAACCAAGGCUUCAGGAGCUACGAGUUCCCCGCCGCCACCACUCACUGCUACAACCUGUGGCUGUACGACCUUUGCGAUGUCUAUUUGGAAUACCUCAAGCCAGUGUUCGGCCAGGGUUCGGAGGAGCAGAAGCUGGGCGCGCGGCGCACCCUGUACACCACGCUGGAGUACGGGCUCAAGUUGCUCAGCCCCUUCAUGCCGUUCAUCACCGAGGAGUUGUACCAGCGGCUCCCGCGACAGGACGCCAGCUGUCCGUCCAUCUGUGUCGCCGACUAUCCCACUGAGUCAGAUACACCGUGGCGUUCAGAAGAGUUAGAAGCCAAUGUGGAGACUGCCCUCAAGAUAGUGCACCUCAUACGUUCCACGCGCUCCGAGUACAACCUGACCAACAAGCAGAAGACCAGCGCCCAUCUGGUGACCAGCGGAGACCAGGCCGAGGUCAGGGAACUGUUCGCCAGUCUGCAGUCCCUGGCCAACAGUGAACUGAGCGAUGACCAGCCACCGACCGGAUGUUCCAUACUGACUGUGUCUGAUAAGAUUGAAGUGCAUUUAGUGUUGAAGGGACUGAUAGAUCCGCAAAAGGAGAUAACGAAACUGGAGAAGAAGAAAGAGUCGCUGAGUCAAACGAUAAGCAAGUUACAACAAGCGAUAUCAGCUGACGACUACACCACCAAGGUGCCGCUCGAGGUGCAAAAACUGAACUCGGAGAAACUUACACAAUCCCAAGGAGAGAUGGAGCGGUUGCAAGCCGCUGUAGAAACAUUGAAGCUUAUGUGAUGAUUUGCUAAGAUUUUAAACGCAGAUAUGGCAUGGUGGCAUUAUAGACAGCCUAUGGAACUGAGUCUUCCCUGCGCAGUCCAAAAUGGCACUCUUAGGUGAGGUCGGAGUCUCACAGUGGUGUGUAUAAAGUUCUUGAUUAGGGUAGGCGAAAAAAUACAAUUUAUAAUCAUUGACCAUCAUCUUAUAAUAAAAGGACGCACAAUCAUGUGGAAAAUUUGGUAUAGAAAAUUUGGUAAAGAAAAUUAUACCUUUAAAUAUAGUCCAAUAUUCAAUAAAAUCCCAAAUUCAGAGCAAAUUCGACCUUAAGUAUUGAUUUUAAGGUUGAAUUUGCAAAUGUGACUACUUGAAUUGAGUGUCAAGAAGUUGUGUUUGGCACUCAUUGAGUGGGGACGUUUUUUGGUCGCAAAUUGUGCAUCCACUUUUUAAUGGGAGAUCGAUGAUUAUAAUGCGUCCUUAAGGUAGGCACUAAGCAGUACAUUUUUGUAUGCACGAAGACCAGAUGGCGGAAGGCCAGAACCAUACCCCGAUUCUUUGACAGCCUUUAGAAAGGCGUUAGGAUAGCAAAAAUUCUAUGAUUAGCCUUUAUGCAUAUCUAGCGAUUUAAAUUUUUGACGUGUGACUUGUUAGCGAAAUGUGUACAAUUUUAUACCUUGUUGUUAAGUGAAAUGUUGCAAAUAUCUUUGAAUAUUUAUUUUAAAAUACUCACAUUCGAAUGGAAUGUAAUAAAAUACAUUGUAAAAACUGUUGUCCUUUUGACUGAUACAAAGUAAUGAUUGAGAUUUGAUAAGUUGAUUAUUGUUUUAUUUUGCUAUUUUCGCGAAAGUAUCAAAAUACAGACUAAAUUUAUUACAAUACAAUUUCAUAUUGUGUAGACAAUAUCUCCUGAGAAAGCUCCAUUUUGAGAUUUUUUUUCUGCUUUGCCCGUCGAUUUUUCGCGGAGAAAUGCGGAGAAGCAAAAUAAAUCGAUUAUUCAUUGUUCAUAAUAAACUUCUGCAAAAUGACUAUUCAGAAAUUGUAAAGACUUGUAAAGUAUUGUGAAGACUAUACAUACAGAUUUCAGUUAUUCUUAAAUACCCACAAUUGUUAUGCACUAAGAUCAGAAUCCAGUAUUUUAAUUUCAAAGUACCAAUAGCUGCGUGGUUAUAGGGACGUUCUGAAAUCCGACAGGUCAAUGGGUUGAACCAUGCGUAAUAGUUUUUUAUUUGAAUAAACUGUCUUGCUCUUACUGAACAACUUGCCGAAAGUGAACUUUGAUUUUCUUUAAUAAUCUUUCGAUUAAUAUUAAUUUAUUACUCUGAUCUUUUAUUUUAAUAGAAAUGUUACCUUCCUAUUUAUUUGCCUUUGUAAACAAUAAAUAUUUCAGUUUUGUGCUUCAA
Molecule: messenger RNA, 4714 nt
Organism: Bicyclus anynana (squinting bush brown)
Lineage: Eukaryota; Metazoa; Arthropoda; Insecta; Lepidoptera; Nymphalidae
Gene: ValRS
Product: valine--tRNA ligase
Exons: 19
Coding region: 138-3335 (1065 amino acids)
Biological process (GO): valyl-tRNA aminoacylation
Cellular component (GO): cytosol
Molecular function (GO): ATP binding; valine-tRNA ligase activity; aminoacyl-tRNA deacylase activity
Source: RefSeq, a predicted model, not a curated record